CAUAUUUGAUUUUGGCUAUUGGUCAACGAAAAAUCCAAAAAUAAAACAGGUGUUAUUGUUUCAACAUGUUCACAGCUCAAAUCAUGCACAAAUUAUUACUUGUGUUUAUUUAUUUAUUCAGCUCAAAUAUAUGUUUGGUUCAAUUGGAAACAAUAAAUACAUGGGGUGAUUUGUAUAAUGUACGUGCGGUAGAUAUAAAAACGGCGAUAGCUUCAUCGUUCGUGUUUAAAGUUCAAAAUCUGACUCUGACACUUCCGACGGUUGGCCAAUACAACUCGUCUAUUGUGGCCGUUCAGCAUGUUAACUUUUAUAAAAAACCCGUCAAAGUGACUUUCAUCGAUGGUGGCAUCGGCACCAAGUACAUGGUCGUAAACAUUUUAUCACAACGUGGAUAUGGUAUAAAUUCAACGUUGACCAUUUUCACAAAAUUGGAAAACCACCACUGCCAAUUAAACUAUAAAUAGAUUUUGUGUCAACAAUAAUAUACAUUUUUUCCAGAUUAUUGCGUGUGAUUGCUCUCAUCAUUUCAAAAUUGAAGCCGAGUGAUCCGUGCCAAGUGUCGUUUUUAGUUAGACUAUUAGUUUUUUUUGUUUUUACAACGUUUUCAUUUCUUUUUAUGGAACAUGUCGAGACUCAUUGCGAAACAUGUUAAAGUAUUGCAAGAAAUAAAAGCUCAUACAAGAGACGUAACAUGUGUGGAAUUUUGGGGAAAUAAUUUACUUGUGUCUGGUUCGAGUGAUAAGACAAUACGAGUGUGGAAGUGGCAUGUAUCUUGUGGUUUUUUGGAAGAAAGCUAUUCACCUUUGCUCGGUCAUAAAUAUGGUAUAACGAGUGUUAAAGUAUCGCCUCAGGGAGGCGUACUAGCUUCAGGAUCCGUUGAUGGCACCAUGAUUUUAUGGGAUUUAACAGACGGUUCCAGAACUAACAUUUUAUCACAAGAAAACGGUGAAGCAAUUCGAUGCUGUUUAUUUAGCCCGGAUGGAGCAAAUAUAGUUAGCUCUGAUGAUAGUGGUACUGUUUGCGUUUGGGGCCAAAAUAAGUCUAUUACACGAAUCAUAAGACGGCAUGAAGAAGCCGUCCAUUGUUUAUCAUUUUCACCGGAUUCGACAAUUCUACUGACUGCUUGUAUGCUGGGCAACAUUAGAAUUAGUUACAUGGAUAACGAUUCUGAAGAGUCUGACUGUUUAAUUGAUGGUGCACAUGAUAUGGGAGUAUUAUCAACGGACUUUUGCAAACUUUAUCAUUCUGACCCGUCCGAUUAUAAUACAACAAUCUACACGUUCGCUUCAAGUGGAACUGAUCAACUGAUUAAAAUUUGGCGACUUUACUGCCUUCGAGACUUGAAAGAGCCAAAGGGAUCUUCGCGAUUGCUUCCUGAUGGAGUCGUGGAACAUCUUUGUGGAAAUUCAACGGUUGUUGGAACAUCGACCAUGAAUACAGAAUGUAUACUAGCAAUUCAAGCACAUGGCAGCUCAGUUACAUGCAUUAAGUUCAAUGUCAUGGGCACAUUGUUACUAUCCUGUAGCAUGGAUAAAACAAUCAAGGUUUGGGAUUUACAGGGUAACUGUAUCAAAACAAUGACUGAACACACAAGAUAUGUGAAUUGCAUGGCUGUAAAUAGUGAUUCGACGGUGUUUUGUAGCGGUUCAAAUGAUCGAACGAUUUUAAUUUGGGACCUAACGAAUACACUCACAUUGGAUAGCCAUCUAACUGGCGUUCGUUCAAUUUUAUUUAAUUUAGCAUCAAGUCGAACUGAAGUGCCGUUAGACUUUAUCUGUCCGAUUACACAUGAAAUUAUGAAAGAUCCCAUUCUUGCUGAAGAUGGAUUUUCAUACGAAAGAGAAGCGCUAGAAGAAUGGUUCGAAAAAGGAAAAUAUUCGUCGCCAAUGACAAAUCUCGAAAUAUCGCCUGAUAUCAUUGAUAAUUCAAUUUUACGAGAACGCAUUGGAAACUUUUUGCGUGAUAUGGAUUUUGAUGCCUUUUCCUUUGAACAAAAUGAAGAGAUUUAAUUUAUUUAUUCAAAAAAUACACACAAAAACACAGACACAUAUGAUGAAACGCAGUCUCACAUGACUUUUAGCUUAAACCGAAAAAAAUAAUAAUAUAUAUUUUUCAACUCUUAAAAAAUAAA
Messenger RNA from Contarinia nasturtii (swede midge), 2131 nucleotides. Its product is annotated as WD repeat, SAM and U-box domain-containing protein 1-like. The coding region runs from base 624 to 2009 and encodes 461 amino acids. Gene Ontology annotation, biological process: protein ubiquitination. Gene Ontology annotation, molecular function: protein binding; ubiquitin-protein transferase activity. The record is from RefSeq and is a predicted model, not a curated record. Lineage: Eukaryota; Metazoa; Arthropoda; Insecta; Diptera; Cecidomyiidae. The transcript is spliced from 12 exons.